AUGCAGAGUUCAACAACUAGGCAGUCGCCCUCCUCAUCCCCCUGGGGAACAGACCAUCAUUCCCGGCAACUAGGUGCUAUCUUGAACUCCUCGGCUACUCUGCCAAUGCAAUCGUCAGCUCUCAACGGCCCCAUGGCAUCUCCGUUUUUGUUCCCCCGGGAUUCUUCAGAUGGAGUUGGUUCUGGCGGAUCAGCGACAAGUACUAAUUACUUCGGUCUUCCUGUGGACAAUACCAGCAAUCCGCCUGGAUCGAACCCAGGGCCCCACACAAAAAGGAACUGGGAUACGUUGACACAGCCAUAUUCCUCACUCCCCAGUCCAAGGCUGCACAGGGUAUCACCGAAUCCAGUGCAGAAGCAUAUCCUUAGCCUGGUAGGAUCCGAAUCUCAAGUGGUUCAGCAAGAUCCCUCUCGCAUUGGAGAUCACACUACUGAUGUUCCCCCGACGGGUUCAGAGUCAAAUCGAGAUGCGCCCUUUUUGCCAGGAAGAACAGUCAACCAAGGUGGUGGAUCUAAAUCACAGGAAACUGGCAUGGAAAUUGACGAAUAUCCUGGCUCUGUAGGCACCUCACGGAGAGGACCAUUUACCAAUCUGGGCAUGAACCUUGAGCUUCCGAAAACAUAUUCUCCCGCCACAUAUCAAUCGACUAAUUCGAGCCCCAUCCCCCGUCCUAGUCUGUCUUUGCCACCGGCUGCCACACAUACCCCAUCACCAAAUCGAAACAAAAGCGACCACCGUCGUGCAGAUACACUUCCAACGGCUUUGGAACAAGUGCCGAUCAGUUUUAUCUCGGCUGAGACGUGUGAACAGUUACUUCAGACAGUAUCUCAAACAACUUUGCUACUUGAUGUCAGGCCGUAUCCCCAAUUUUCCCAAGCAAAUAUCAUGGAGAGUCUCAAUCUCUGUAUACCUACGACGCUUCUUAAAAGGCCUUCUUUCAACACGGACAAACUCACGGAUACGUUCGCCAACGAGCAUGAAAAGAGCAAAUUUUCGUCUUGGAAGGAGUGCACAUAUAUUAUAGUAUACGAUUCAAAUACCGAGCAGCCGCGAGACGCCACACAACUCAUAAAUGUUCUUAAAAAAUUUAAGGUGGAGGGCUGGCUAGGCGAAGCAAAAAUACUGCGUGGAGGGUUUGCGGCUUUUGCCAGCCGAUUUCCAAACCGUGUUCGACAGCAACGUCGAGGUAAAGCCAACACUUCAAAUAUGCAACCUCGACCAAUGAGCCUAAACCUCCCAUCUACCGUUCCAGUAGCUGGAGGUUGUUCGUUGCCAGAAGUUCCCGCCAGCGAACCCUUCUUUGGCAACAUUAGACAGAAUAUGGACUUGGUCGGCGGCGUUGGACAGAUUCCAGUCAAACUUCCAGAUGGUCUGACGCCUAGUCGGAAUAGAAGUCUACCAUCGUGGCUUCGCACCGCGUCGGCUCACGAAGAUAAAGGACAUAACGUCUCACAAAAAUUCUUGAAUAUUGAAGAGCGCGAGCUUCAUCGCAUGCGGGAAGCACUGAGUCCUAAAGCCAAUUACAAUGAAACGUCCUCCACUAAAUUUCGCGUUGCCGGAAUUGAGAAGGGCUCAAAAAAUAGGUACAACGAUAUUUAUCCCUUCGAUCACACUCGAGUUCGGCUUCAGGAUAUUCCUACCGGCGACUGCGAUUAUGUGAAUGGUAAUUAUCUAAAAGCUAAGCUUACCAACAAGAGUUAUAUUGCCACUCAAGCUCCUAUUCCAGAUACGUUUGACGAUUUUUGGCGUGUUAUUUGGGAGCAAGAUGUCCGCGUGAUCGUAGCUCUUACAGCUGAAGUUGAGCGAGGACAGAUUAAAUGCCAUCCGUAUUGGAAUAAGAGCAGUUACGGUCCAUUCAAGGUUAAACCUCUUGGAGAAAGGCGUGUGUAUAUGGACCCAAAAACGGCCGAGGCCACUGAUGACUCUCAACAAAAUGUCCAAUCACUGCGAAUGCCUUCGGUGUCUGGAAAAAGCAUGUCUUCAGAGGGUCUUUACAAUGCAGGAGAUGAACGGCCUUUCAUCUUUGUCCGGCAUUUUACUCUCUCGCACGCUGCUUAUCCCUUUCAGCCUAUUCGAGAAAUCACCCAACUUCAAUAUUCCUAUUGGCCAGAUUUUGGGACGACAUCUCAACCCGCUCACUUACUGAAGCUUGUGGAACAGUGUAAUAAAAUCACUCGAAGUAGCAGUGGACUUCAUCUAAGCGAUGAGGAUGUUGAGCCUCCCGAUUCCAGGCCUGUCGUGGUUCAUUGCAGUGCCGGAUGUGGUCGAACAGGCACUUUCUGUACUGUCGACAGCGUGUUGGAUAUGCUAAAGCAGCAGCGGUUGAUGCGGAAGACAGCUCGCGAAAUAACUAAUGACGAGAAAUGGAUGUUCGAUGACUCAGUGGAUUUAGUUGCCAAAACAGUUGAGGAUUUCCGAACGCAGCGUCCAAGCAUGGUUCAAAAUCUGAGCCAAUUUGUGCUCUGCUACGAAACUAUUUUGGAGUGGGCUGUUGCACACAUUGAUGAACAGGAGGCUGGGAAUUCAUGA
Messenger RNA from Talaromyces atroroseus, 2529 nucleotides. RefSeq lists its product as hypothetical. The transcript has 2 exons. Gene Ontology annotation, molecular function: protein tyrosine phosphatase activity. Gene Ontology annotation, biological process: protein dephosphorylation. NCBI's taxonomy places the organism in Eukaryota, Fungi, Ascomycota, Eurotiomycetes, Eurotiales, Trichocomaceae. Bases 1 to 2529 code for a protein of 842 amino acids. The record is from RefSeq and is a predicted model, not a curated record.